CUCCUCUUUCGCUUCUUAUUUUCACAUUUGUUUGUAUAUUUCCUUAUCAAAUCAUGCCUGGUCAAAAAGUAAACGUUGGUGUUGUCGGUUUUGGCUUUGCGUCGCGUACGUUCCACUGCCCAUUGAUUGUAUCUUCACCCCAUCUCAAGCUCACUGCUGUUGUUGAGCGCCACAGCGACAACAGCAAAAAGGUGUAUCCCGGCGUCACUGUCGCCAAGAGCACAGACGAGCUCUUUGCCAUGGAUAACAUUGAUCUAAUCGUCAUCACAACCCCCAACGACUCGCAUUAUCCUCUCGCCAAGCAGGCUAUGGAGAAGGGAAAGCACGUCGUCGUCGAAAAGCCCUUCACUAUCACAUCACAAGAAGCCGGCGAGCUCGCCCAGAUAGCCGAAAAAACUGGAAAGAUCUGCAGUGUAUAUCAAAAUCGUAGAUGGGACGGUGACUUUUUGACUGUAAAGAAGUUGGUUGAUAACGGACACUUGGGUCGUCUCGUCGAAUUCGAAUCCCACUUUGACCGUUUCCGCAACUUUGUCAAGGCUGGAUGGCGUGAGAAGGAUGACCAGCCCGGUUCUGGUAUGCUCUACGAUUUGGGUGCCCAUCUCAUCGACCAGGCCCUGUCCUUGUUCGGCCUUCCUACUGGUCUCUUUGCUACCAUCGGUAACCAGCGUCAGCUCAAGGAAUCCAGCGUCGUCGACGAUUUCACCAUCAUCCUCAAGUAUCCCAACGAUUUCAACGUGAUCUUGCGAUCAAGCAUGCUUGCUCGCCAAACGCCUGUCUUACGCUACUCGCUUCGUGGUAUGGACGGAUCUUAUGUCAAGCAUUAUCUGGAUGUGCAGGAGGAUCAACUUAAAGCCGGUUUGCUGCCUAGCAGUGCUGGAUAUGGUGUUGAGUCUUCUGAACGUUGGGGUACCAUCAACUCGGAUAUCAACGGCGUGCACGUCGUCGGUCAAGUGGAAACGCAAAACGGCGAUUAUUUGUCAUUCUACAACAAUGUUGGCGAAUCAAUUCUUAAGAACGACCCUAGCCAUUUGGCUGUCAAGCCUCAACAUGGCGUCAACUGCAUUCGAGUUAUUGAAUUAGCAAAGCAGAGCUCUGAUGAAGGCCGUGUGAUUAACUUGUAAAAAUAGUAAAAUAAAAGGCAUAAUGUAUUACAAACAGCGUAGGAAGUUGAGUUUUAACAAAUUUGCUGUUGGAAGAAGCCAG
Molecule: messenger RNA, 1203 nt
Organism: Zychaea mexicana
Lineage: Eukaryota; Fungi; Mucoromycota; Mucoromycetes; Mucorales; Lichtheimiaceae
Exons: 3
Coding region: 54-1121 (355 amino acids)
Molecular function (GO): nucleotide binding
Source: RefSeq, a predicted model, not a curated record